CUUAGCCCUGUCGUCCUUGUAAGAAACAAUAAAAACACCAGUCGAAGUAUCACUGCCUAUUUACUCGCUGAACAUCAUUUCGAUUUACGGCAAGGUCGUAAAAAUAAAAGUGUGGUAAAAUUACUACAACAACAAUGCAGCGUCUUGUCGGUUCUGCGGGAAGUACGGAAGCGUAGUUUGGAGAGAAAAGGAGCGUUUAGAUCUGGACGCUGGGGUUCUCAGUCGCUAUCUUUGUGUUCCGGACACUUGUUGGGACGCUCUCGAAGCACUAUGGAGGAGGGCAUGGAGGAGGACAGCUACGACGAGGUGGCUGACGAUCACAACCACAAUAAGUGGGAGGCUGCGGAAAGAAGUGCGCUUCCCGGGGCGAUCGCGAGGUACCCGGAGCGGGAGGAGGAGCCCGUGCACCACCUCGUGCACCGCACGAGCUCCCUGUACGGCCUCUGCUCCGCGGAGCCGAGCGGGGACCCGUCCGUGGCGAGCAAAGGGGGCAUCAACAUGAACAGCUCCGCUUCCAAGUUCCUCAUGAAUGUGAUGACCAGAGAAGACUAUAAAAGCACAUACUGGCCCAAACUGGAGAGAGCCAUAGACCAGUUGCUGACCCAGAGCCCGGUGGAUUACAUCCCCAUUUCAUAUGAACAGAUCUAUAGCUGUGUGUACAAAUGCGUGUGCCAGCAGCACUCUGAGCUAAUGUACAAUGACUUAAUAUGGAAAAUAAGCACCCACCUGGAACACGUCUCCGAUGAACUGCGGUGCACUCCUCCAGAGAGCUUAAUAGAAAAUUUCAAUUCCGCUCUCACCAGAUAUAUGGCUGCUCUUCAAAGCAUUGUGCCAAUAUUCAUCUACAUGAACAAGUUUUAUAUUGAAACAAAACUAAACCGAGACCUGAGAGACGAUCUAAUCCAGCUGUUUACGCAUCAUGUAGCAGAAAAACACGUCGAUACCUUAAUGCCACUACUUUUAAAAGCCCACUCUACGCCUUUUCAGAUUACACCAUCAACAAUGGCCAGUAUAGUGAAGGGUCUUUAUACUCUUCGACCAGACUGGGUCAAAUUAGCACCGGUUCUUUUCUCCAACUUUAUUCCUCAAAUUCACCCACCAGCCCGCGAGUCUGAACUCUUGAUAUACGCUGCUCAGGACCAGAAGUUGCAAAGAGAACUUGCCCAGAAUGGUUUUGCCAGGGGUGAUCAGUCACGUAAAAGGGCCGGGGAUGAGCUCGCAUACAAUGGAUCAUCGCCUUCCUGCCCGACUUCCAGAGGAUGUAGAUAGUGGACUGUAAAUGUAGCAGUAUUUUAUAAUUAAAAGACUAAUGCAGAAUGAGCCAAAUUGUCUUGAAAGACAAGUAACGUGCUGACUGACCUCAUCGGAGGUGGACAGCAAGGCUAAAAAUGGGCUGAAGGGCAAAAAAACUGCCCUUACUGUAACUUUUUCAGUCUUAAGCCACCUUAAAUCAGGAUUACUGUGUGAUCUGAUCCACUACCUGAUGCGAUUCUGUAAGUGUUGUACAAUUUCUACAAGGCCUGGACAUAGUUUAAACUAUAUUUGCGAAGGAUCUUGUAGGAUGUUUAAAUAAAUGGAUAAAUAUGCAUUCUGAGUGAACACUUAAAAGUGAUUUUUUUUUUGGCAUUGUUACCGAAGCACGUAAUGGUCAGUGGUGGAAAAAGUGCCUCUUCAAUUUCAACUGUGUGACCUAAUAUUUCUCGAAAUUUUGUGGCGCAGGUUUUGGGAAAUAAAAUGGCUGUGUAUAUCAAUAUUUUAUGCUAAUUCCUCAAAAUUGUGGUUGUGUCAGUCAUUUCAUAUUUUGAAAAAAAAAUGUCGGGAUUUAAGACACCGAGAAGCACCUAAACUCUAAUAACGGAAUCAUAUUAAUAUCAAAUUCCUGAAUGUCAAAUGUAGGCAUAAAUCGAUUAAGCUAC
Scleropages formosus (Asian bonytongue) is the source of this 1916-nucleotide messenger RNA. It is a transcript of the gene cacul1, whose product is annotated as CDK2 associated cullin domain 1. NCBI's taxonomy places the organism in Eukaryota, Metazoa, Chordata, Actinopteri, Osteoglossiformes, Osteoglossidae. Gene Ontology annotation, molecular function: protein kinase binding; ubiquitin protein ligase binding. Gene Ontology annotation, biological process: G1/S transition of mitotic cell cycle; positive regulation of protein kinase activity; ubiquitin-dependent protein catabolic process. The transcript is spliced from 9 exons. The coding region runs from base 271 to 1269 and encodes 332 amino acids. The record is from RefSeq and is a predicted model, not a curated record.